AUGGAGCGAGGCCUAACUUCGACUCCUCUAACUUCUUCCGCUCCAUCCACAUCCGCUCCUUCCUCCGUGGGUAGUGUGACCCUCGAGGUGGUCAUGGCACAGUUUCAACGCAUAGAUGCUCGCCUUAAUACACUCACUACUGAGAUGUAUCAGGCUCACCUUGGUGGCUUCGUAGAGUCUCCUUCUCCUUCUCCCGAGCCAUCUGAGGACGAGGACGAUGAUAGUGACUCCGGUAAUGAUGUUGAUGUUACUGCUAAUGAGGAUGCUAGCUCUUCCGAUCACUAUUAUCAUCACUUUUAUUAUAUAUCAAUCAUAACUUACAACCUCGACAGCUGUGAAAGAAAUUGUGAAAUUUAUCGUGUAUAUAUAUGCUUAAUUAUUUAUCUCUCUAUAGAAUCCCAUAAGCGCACUUCCCUCCCCUUAAAUACCUUUAACACCUAUGACAUAACUUUCAAACAAGUUCCAUAUCCCAUCAACAAUUUGAGAAAAGUUUCAAGUUUCAGACUUUCAGCCAUGUCUAUCACAGCACUUUCAGACCCAGAUAAGUUUUACAAGAAAGCUUUCCACCGAAGGAAUGAUUCUGGUGAGCUUCAUGUGUUUGAGGCUGCAAGGUACUUCUCUGGAUACAAUGAAGCUGUUGAAGGCUACAACAGUGCAGCUUUUACUCAGAAAAUUACGAGAGAAGAGAGGCUACAAGGUUACAAAGGAGGUAGAAUGAGCUUAGAUGUGCCAAUGAGAAACUCAAACUCUCUUCCUCAACAAUCUCAUCAUGGAGUACAAGUACUGGAAAAGCAAAUGAUCAUGAAAGAAAAGAAGUACAAGCAACCAAGCUCUCCAGGUGGGAGGCUAGCUAGUUUCUUGAACUCACUUUUCAGUCAAUCAGCUUCCAAGAAGAAGAAAUCAAAAUCCACCACACAGUCUAUGAAAGAUGAAGAGGAAAGCCCUGGUGGAAGAAGGAAAAGGAGGAUUAGCAUUAGUCAUUUUAGAAGCUCAAGUACUGCGGAUUCCAAGUCCAUAUACUCUUCUUCAAGUUCAGGUUUUAGAACACCUCCUCCAUAUGCACAAACUCCUACUAAGAGCUACAAGGAUUUAAGAAGCUAUUCAGAUCAUAAACAUGUGGUUUCUUUGCCAAAGUACAAUAAUGAUGGACAGGUAAGAUCCACAUCCUUGCACAAUGAGGUCUUGGAUGAUCAGAAAUUCAAACUGAGCAAUGGGAUUUCAGAGAAAUGCAAGAAUCUUGGUAAUGGGUUUUCACAGAAAGAUAGGAUUUGGUUGGAAAAAUGUCCAUCAGAUGAAAAGGAUUUCAGGAAGUUCAGUGAGGUAGAUGAUGGUGCAGAAAGUGAUUCAAGCUCUGAUCUUUUUGAGUUGCAAAACUAUGACUUGGGUUACUACUCAAGUGGUUUGCCUGUCUAUGAAACUACCAACAUGGAUAGCAUCAAGAGAGGAGCACCAAUUUCCAAUGGUCCUCUAUGAUAUACUGUAUAUUUCCCCCUUGUUGUUUGGUUGUUACUUCUUGUUGAUGUUUAGAAGCUGUGAGAAAGAAAAUCUACUAGAUUUUGCUGCUGCUUCUUCCUUCUUUUUUUUUUUACUCUUAUCUUCUUUGAAAGUUUUUGCAGUGCUUUUUUGCUGUAUGUACAGUUUGGAAUGUUUGUUUGUCCUUCAUUUUUUUUUUUUUUUCCUUUGCUUUUCUGGCUAUGUUAUGGAGUGCAAGAACAUCAAAAGUCCAACAUUGGAGUGCCAUGACUAGAGAUUUCCACUAAUUAACAGAGAAACAAGACAUCAUCACCCCAUGUGGAUUGCAUCUCUUAAUCUUUUUGACUU
This is a messenger RNA of Quercus lobata, 1821 nucleotides long. RefSeq names its product suppressor. The record is from RefSeq and is a predicted model, not a curated record. The transcript has 3 exons. Gene Ontology annotation, biological process: auxin-activated signaling pathway. Lineage: Eukaryota; Viridiplantae; Streptophyta; Magnoliopsida; Fagales; Fagaceae. Bases 1 to 1473 code for a protein of 490 amino acids.